AUGGCCAAGAAUUGGGCCGAUCUCCUCCCAGAGCUGCUAGAACUGUGCUCAAGACAACUUCCUCUAGAGGACUGGUUCGCAUUCCGAUCCGUGUGCUCGACAUGGCUUGUUGCCGCAUCAGAAAAGAGGUUCCAUGUCCCAUGGUUGAUGCUCGCGGACAAUAGGAGUACCAAGAGCGAGUGGGCUGAGUUCUACAGCCUCUUCAGUUCGCGAAUUCACAAAGUCGUAUUGCCGGAAGUGAAAGGGAAGAGGUGCUUGUCUUCGCGGGGUUGGAUCUUCACCAUUGGCUUGGACUUGCAAAUCCACAUGUUGAAUCCCCUGUCACGUCCUGCCAAUCGCGACAUCAUUAAGCUUCCUAGUGUGAACAAACUCUUCGAUUGGGAUCCCCAAUAUUAUGAACCAGAAACCAGGUACACGAAAUUUGUCUUGUCUGCAAGCCCCGCUUCAUCUCCUAACUAUAUGGUCAUCGUCAUGCUCAUAUACGUGUACUCUAAAAGACUAGGCUUAUGGAAACCCGGCACUGAGGAGUGGAAAGUGUUGACUUGGCCGGCCGAUCAAGUUCAUAAUGUCAUCGUUCUUGAUGCCAUACAUUAUAAGGGCAAGUUCGUUGUGCUUAACGGGGCAGACGAUAUAGUAGUGUGUGAUGCGGGUGGACCAGCUCCAACAGCUCAAGUUAUAAUAAAGAAGCCUCUCGAAUUUCGAGAUCACUUAGAGUUUUGCGUGCAUCAGUAUUUGGUGGAGUCGGCGGGCCGUUUGUUGCUGGUUGCACGAUUGGCACAACUAGACGGUGGAACCAAAGGAUUCCGGGUUUUCUCCAUUGAUUUAGAGGCUAGAAAGUGGACGGAGCUCGAAAGCAUGGGGAACGCGUCCCUCUUCGUGGGUUUUAGCUCUUCCUUUUCAGUACAAGUUGAUGAGAACCAACAGGCUAUCAAGGCGAACUGUAUUUACUUCACCAAAGAUGUCCCUUAUCGGGAUAAUGAAGGCAAGGAGGUGGGAAUAUAUCAUGUGCAAGAUGGAAGAAUUGAGUGGUUUUUCGAUGAAAAAUUCAAUAAUUAUUUUUCUCGGCCUCUAUGGAUUGAACUAGAUGGAGCACUGUAUCGAUCGGACCACAAGUUGAAGAAGGAUUACUAG
This is a messenger RNA of Rhodamnia argentea, 1131 nucleotides long. RefSeq names its product F-box protein At2g26160-like. The record is from RefSeq and is a predicted model, not a curated record. Bases 1 to 1131 code for a protein of 376 amino acids. NCBI's taxonomy places the organism in Eukaryota, Viridiplantae, Streptophyta, Magnoliopsida, Myrtales, Myrtaceae. Gene Ontology annotation, molecular function: protein binding. The transcript has a single exon.